Gallus gallus (chicken) is the source of this 2639-nucleotide messenger RNA. RefSeq lists its product as uncharacterized. The record is from RefSeq and is a predicted model, not a curated record. The coding region runs from base 1880 to 2590 and encodes 236 amino acids. Lineage: Eukaryota; Metazoa; Chordata; Aves; Galliformes; Phasianidae. The transcript has 2 exons.
GACCUGGCUGAGGGCAUUGAGUGCCCCCUCAGUAGGUUUGCAGAUGACACCAAGCUGGCUGCAAGCGUUGAUCUGCCUGAGGGUAGCGAGGCCCUGCAGAGGGAUCUGGAUAGGUUGGAUAGCUGGGCUGAAGCCAAUGGGAUGGGAUUCAACAAGACCAAAUGCCGGGUCCUGCACUUUGGCCGCAAUAACCCCAGGCAACGCUACAGGCUUGGGGCAGAGUGGCUGGAAGACUGUGUAGAGGAAAUGGACCAGGGGGUGUUGAUUGACGCCAGACUGAACAUGAGCCAGCAGUGUGCCCAGGUGGCCAAGAAGGCCAAUGGCAUCCUGGCUUGUAUCAGAAACAGUGUGGCCAGCAGGAACAGGGAGGUAAUUAUUCCCCUGUACUCAGUACUGGUGAGGCCGCACCCCUCACUGUAAGAAAGACAUGGAGGCCCUGGAGUGUGUCCAGAGGAGGGCAACAAAGCUGGUGAGGGCUCUGGAGCACAGGCCUUAUGAGGAGCGGCUGAAGGAGCUGGGAUUGUUCAGUCUGGAGAAGAGGAGGCUCAGGGGAGGCCUUAUUGCUCUCUAUAACUACCUGAAGGGAGGUUGUGGUGAGCUGGUGGUCAGCCUCUUCUCUCGUGUGACAGUGAUAGGACGAGAGGGAAUGGCUUCAAGCUGCGCCAGGGAAGAUUCAGGCUGGACGUUAGGAAAUACUGCUUGUCUGAAAGGGUGGUCAGGCACUGCAAUGGGCUGCCCAGAGAGGUGGUGGAGUCACCGAGCCUGGAGGUGUUCAAAGAGCGUUUGGAUGCUGUGUUGAGGGACAUGGUUUAGCGGGAACCAUUGGUGAAGGGCGAAUGGUUGGACUGGAUGAUCCUGUGGGUCUUUUCCAACCUUAGCGAUUCUAUGUUUCUAUGAAAACCAUUCCCCUUUGUCCCAUCACCGUCUCAACGUGUAACCAUUUUAUUUCCCUCCAGUUUAUCGUCUCCCUUGAAACAGAAGGCCACAAUGAGCAGCCACAGCGAGUGUUGGUGAUGGGGCAGGCACAGAGCAAUGCCUGUGACAGCGUCACAGAGAGUCCUUGUGAGCUCAGGGCAGAGGGGCUGACCCCAGCGCUCACGGAACCCCCCAGCGCCACUCUCGAGCUGCCAUGGCAGGUAAGGCAGCAGGCUCCUCCUGCUCCUGGCACUGCGGCUCUCCAGGUGGUCCCAGUGCCCCACAUCUCACCCAGCGCCCAUUUGGGCAUUUCCCCACAGAGAGAAUCUCUUCAUUGAUGCCGACGGUGCUUCCGACACCCGACGCCACUGUAUUUGGAUCCUUUGUGCCCCCACCGGCCGCUGCUGCAAUGCAGCCGCAGGUGCUCCCCGUGCCCUGCACCCUGCCCGCCAGCUGGGAGCGGGCGGUGGGGCCCCUUGGAGAUGCCGUGGUGCUCACGGAGGACCAGGGGCACCCAGCGCCCACCGACGGGUGCCCCCAUCCCGCCACGGCUCCGCUCGGCUGCAGCACCGCAGCGCUGGACUCAGGGGGUGAGUUUGGGGGCUGCGGGGCGUGCGGCAGGCUGUCCGCACCGGGUGGCUGUGGGAAAGCUGGCAUUGCCCCACUGGGGAUGUCCUUGCUUUUCCAGCAGCCACAGCGAGCGCAGGCAUCCCAGAGGAUGCGGUCGACAGCGACAUGGACGAUCUGCUCACGUGGAUCAGUGGUGAGUUUUUGGUCUGCAGGGGUGGUGGGUUGGGUGUCCGGAGUAGUAGGUGUGGGAAAGCUGGCAUUGCCCCCGUGGGGAUUUUCUUGCCUUCUCCAGACAUGACCUCCAGCGCAGACAUCCCGGUUGACAGCGCGGAGAUCGAUGAUAUCCUGACGUGGAUCAGCAACGGUGAGUUGAGGGGCUGCAGAGCAGGCGGGGAUGUCUGCUCUGAGUGGCUGUGGGAAAGCUGGCAUUGCCCCCUUGGGGAUUUCCUUCCUCUUCCCAGAUGGGACACCCAGCUCAGGCAAUCCUGAUGACAGCAUGGAACUCGACGGUUUGCUCAGCUGGAUCGUUGAAGCGUCAAGUCCUCGGGAGGUCCCCCAGCAGGCGUUCCCAGCCGUCCCCAGCAGGCUCAGCACCUCUCCUUUCAUCAGAGCCCUCCGUGACCGUCCCAGCGGCAGCAGGGAGCUCAGCAGAGAGGCGCAGGCUGACGCCGGGCCCCUCAGCGAGCCGUUCUCGGGGCAGCCAGCAUCCUCUGGGCAGCUCUCUGAGCCGCUGCCCUGCGGGCAUCUGAUGGAAGAGGCGCGGCAGAGGCAGCCCCGGGUGGUUCUCACCCGCCUGGCACUGCCGACCCCCCUGGCUGCCCCCGCACCUCUGUUGCCCCGCACUGCACAUCUGAUCCAAGAUGUGCAGCGGAGGCAGCCCCGGGUGCUUCUCACUCGCCUGGCACUGCCACCCGGCUGCAUCUCCUGCCACAUGCCUGAGAACCACCACGGGGACGGCAGCGAGCCGGCCGAGUGCCCAACGCCCGCCUGCACCACCAGGAAAGGCAAGAGCAGAGGGCACGAGCAGCACACUGGCCGCAUCCCAGGCAGAAAGAGGAAGGUGCCGCUGGGCCAGGACGCUCCAGGACAGAAACGCCGGCGCUAGGCGAAGCUGGGUGGGCUCAGCCCGAGCAGGAGCGUCCGCAGAAACCGGC